GUUCUCCAACAUUGGCUGCUUACUUUUGAUAUCAGGCGCAAGGACCUUAAUAAUUCUGAAGAAAAAACUUUGCAUAAUCUCCUUAAUAGAUGGUCUGUAUUAAAACAUCCACAAGGAUAUCAAUUAAUUGUUCAAGAUUUCGACGCAAUGAAUCUAAGCAAAGUCAGUUUAGAUUUAAAUAUUUGGCAACAAUUUAUGGAUGUAAUAAUCAAAUAUUCAACAUCUAACACCAGACAUGACGAAGUAAAUUUAAUGUUGGAAAAAUUAAAAGAUAAAGACAUUUCAACCGAUACAAAAGUGGCUGUAGGUCUUAUGUUACUGCCACACUUAAUUCCGCCAAAAGGAUUGAAAAAAUAUAAAGGCAAAUGUUACAAACCUUCGAUAGCUAAUGCCAAAGAGAGCCUGAUAAAACAUGCAAGCAUUCCUGGAGAUAUGACUCUAAUCAAACAAGAAGCAAGAAAACAUGCUGAGAUGUUGAAAAUUACGUUGCAACAGUAUAUAAUUGUUCUUGGGUCCCCUUAUGAAAUUAAAGAAUCUUACGUUCAAGUGGAUGAUAUUUUAUACAAAACAAAUAGUACUUUAGAGGCAAUCGAUAUAUGUUUUAAAACAUUUCAUGUUUUUCAAGUAAACUAUCCUAUAAUGAGUGAACAUCUUUGGAUGUUAAUCCAGAAAGGUAUUUAUAAUUUUACUACAAAAUGGGAUUCUAUAAUUCCUAAUAUAGAACAUGUACUAAGUAAAGUAUCCAAGUCUUUUGAAAAAAGUGUUAAUUCUGAUACUAUUACUGUGUAAAACACUUUUAAACUGGUUAUUAUUAUUAAAAAUAAUAUUUUUUAUACUUAUAAUAAGUUGC
Temnothorax curvispinosus is the source of this 850-nucleotide messenger RNA. RefSeq lists its product as uncharacterized. NCBI's taxonomy places the organism in Eukaryota, Metazoa, Arthropoda, Insecta, Hymenoptera, Formicidae. Bases 148 to 789 code for a protein of 213 amino acids. The record is from RefSeq and is a predicted model, not a curated record. The transcript is spliced from 3 exons.